AGCCUCCACCCCCCCUCACCUCUUACCAUCUGGAGGUGAUCCUGAAGAGGCGACAGCAGCAGACCGAAGUGCUCAGAUCAUCACUGGACCCCAAACCCUGUACAUGGUCCCUUAAAGCGCAGAGAGUGACUCCUUCCCUCCAUCGGCUGCCCCGCUGACCAAUAGGGCAAGAUGGCGCGAGAUAUGUCCGAUAAGGACAUCCUGAAAAUGGAGUUGGAACAACUUCAGAAGGAGGUGAAGACCACUAGAGAGCCUGUCUCUAAAACCGCAAAGGAGAUCUGUGAAUGGGUUGAGGCCAAAGCUGCAGAAGAUCCUCUCAUAAAAGGAGUUCCUGAGGACAAGAACCCCUUCAAGGAGAAGGGUGGAUGCAUAAUAACUUAGCACAUGUGACUUCUUGAGGCAAAAUUAUAAGAGGAUGUUUUAAAUUGUGCAAAUGAGAGCUGUUUAGCAGUCUGUUGUCAGCUUUAGCAUCUCUACUAGAUACCAUAGAGACUGCUAGACUUGAACAAAUACUUGACCUUACUUACAAAAUCAAAAAGUAUUGGUUUUGGCUGUGUUUGUCUAUUCUUAUACUGAUGAUUGAGAAUGCCUUUGUAAAUAAAAUGGACAGCUUUGGAAAUGAGCUACUAUAAAUCCAUUCUGGUUACAUUUCUCAUCACUCCAUCUCCAAAAAAUAAAGUCGCAUUCAGAAAACA
Molecule: messenger RNA, 695 nt
Organism: Labeo rohita (rohu)
Lineage: Eukaryota; Metazoa; Chordata; Actinopteri; Cypriniformes; Cyprinidae
Gene: gngt2a
Product: guanine nucleotide binding protein (G protein), gamma transducing activity polypeptide 2a
Exons: 3
Coding region: 172-381 (69 amino acids)
Biological process (GO): G protein-coupled receptor signaling pathway
Cellular component (GO): heterotrimeric G-protein complex
Molecular function (GO): G-protein beta-subunit binding
Source: RefSeq, a predicted model, not a curated record